AUGAGCAAGAAAUAAUCAUCAACUCAAUAAAAACCUUAAAAGAAGGAAGAUUAUUACGUCACUUUAGGCGUUUCUAAGACCGCCACUGAUGAUGAAAUCAAGAAAGCAUAUAGAAAACUAGCUCUCAAGUGGCAUCCUGAUAAAAAUCAAAACAAUAAAGAAGAAGCUACAGAAAAAUUCAAAUGUAUUACUGAAGCUUACGAAGUACUUUCAGAUAAGGAUAAAAGAGCUCACUAUGAUAGAUUCGGUUUUGACGGACCAUAAAUGAGCUCUGGUGCAAAUGGAGCUAACUUUGGAGGAGACUUUGGAGGAUUUGGUGGUGGAUUUAGUUUUGAUCAUGCAAACGAUGUUUUCAAGCACUUCUUCGAAGAUUUUGGUUUUGGAGAUGAUGGUGAUGAUCCUUUCCUCAUGAAUUUCUUUGGUAGAAGAGGAAGUAAGAAGUCUUCUAAUGGCAGUUCAUCUAACUCAGGAAGUAACAGAAGCAACGGUUAAGGCUUCGGCGGAUUUGGUGGAUUCGGUGGCUUUGGCAAUUUUGGUGGCUUUGGAGGCUUUGAUAAUAACGACUUCUUUAAUCAAGGUGGAUUUGGUGGUGGCUUUGGUGGCAAUUUUUAGAUGUCCUCCUUUAGUAGCUCUUCAGGAGGUAUGGGUGGCGGUGUAGGCAAAUCUGUAAGCUAAUAAACAGUCAUCUAAAACGGUGUUAGAAAAUCUAUUAAAAAGACCACUAUCACUAAGCCUGAUGGUACAAAAGAAGUAAUUGAAGAAACUUCUGAUCAAAAUGGAAACACUUCAACUAAUAAAUAUAUGAUUGGCACUGAUAAUAAAAUGUACCAACUUCAAAACUGA
Messenger RNA from Tetrahymena thermophila SB210, 843 nucleotides. Its product is annotated as chaperone DnaJ. Gene Ontology annotation, cellular component: cytoplasm; nucleus. The record is from RefSeq and is a predicted model, not a curated record. The transcript is spliced from 4 exons. Gene Ontology annotation, molecular function: protein folding chaperone; protein-folding chaperone binding. Lineage: Eukaryota; Ciliophora; Oligohymenophorea; Hymenostomatida; Tetrahymenidae.